AUGUCGUCGCCCAACUCUCGCAAGCGUGCUGCUCCGGGCGCCAACCCACUGCCCACUGGUCCAAUUCAGCAGGCCCCUCAGCAGUAUACGACCCAGGACCCCAUGAUGCACUGGAACGGAAUGGCUGCCAAUGGCAACAACUUUGCAGAUGUCUCCAACCAGUACAUGUCCGUUCAGCCUCAGAUUCAGCCUCAGAUUCAGCCUCAAGUCCUGCCCCAUGCUCAAUCAAAUGCCGUCGCACUUCGCGACAACAGCAGCCGCGCCCUUGUCUCGACCGCUCCCCACCCCGUCUUCGACGCCCAGCCUGAGCAGUGGUCCAACACCGAGACUGCCCUGAUUCCUGCUACCAAUGCUCGACCCCUCGAGGACGAUCCCGAGCAGCAGCUGCGCGAUGCGCUGGCCCGCGCCCGAAAGAUCGAGGAGGAGGCCAAGAAGGAGGGUUCCAACCAGAAGAGGGCUAUACCCCCCUUCGUACAGAAGCUGGCAAGUUUCCUGGACAAUGGCAAGAACAGCGACCUUAUCCGCUGGUCCGAGAAGGGUGACUCGUUCAUUGUCCUCGACGAGGACGAGUUCGCCAAGAAGCUGAUCCCCGAGAUGUUCAAGCACAACAAUUAUGCAUCCUUCGUCCGUCAGCUCAACAUGUACGGCUUCCACAAGAAGGUCGGCCUGUCCGACAACUCGAUGCGUGCGAGCGAGAAGAAGAACAAGAGCCCCAGCGAGUACGCGCACCAGUACUUUCGUCGUGGCUACGACAUCCUUCAGUGGCUCAUCCAGAAGCCCAACAAGGGUUCGGGCAAGCGGAAGCAGGCGAAGAACAGGGACAUGCCAGAUGUCAUGGAGGCCGAUAGCGACGACGACUUCAUGGACGAUGGCACCCAAACUUACGCGGUUUCUGGUGCACCCAACAAGUCUUCUUCUUACGGUCGCAACGAGUCUGGACCGCUCGCCAAGCCUGCUGAGAUGGGUAAGUUCCGCGAGCAACUGGCCGAGGUUCAGCAGAAGCAGCAGCAGGUACUGGCGAUGAUCCACAACCUGCGCCAGAAUCAAGACCAGAUCAUGCAAAAGGCGAUGCGGGUCGAGCAGAUGCACCAGCGCCACGAGAACUCCAUCACCGCCAUCCUCAACUUCCUGGCCAACGUCUUUAGGAAAUCGUUGGAGGGCAAGGGAAGCGCCGAGCAUUUGUCGGAGAUGUUGGCGAGCAUUCUCCCCCUGAGCGGACAGAAUGGCGUGGCUACCGGCACCGUCCAGGACCUCGGAGAUUUGGGAGAGUACCUGCAGCAGCAGGCUGUCCCCAGAACCUCCAUGAGCCCCGUUCCCCAGAAGCGACAGCAGCACCUCCUGCCUGGCAUCCCGGCUAAGAGCCCGUCUGCCACGGUAGGUCCACCAUCGCCCAGCCCUAUCAACGAGACGCCCGCUCCCAGUUACGAGGCACCGCAAUCGUCUCGCGUCACAGAGGUCUACGACGCCUCUCCGUCCGACACUACAUCGCCUGCCUACUACCGCAACGAGCUGCAGUCAAACCCUCAGGAGGCAAUGAUGAAGAUUAUGGGCGCUACCAAUGCUCAGAUGACCCCAGAUGUCAACCUGGCCGAGGUCGCAGCUGCGACCUCUGCAUCCAUGCCGAGCGAUCAGCGCAACCGCAUGCUGAACUCCAUGUCACAGCGGACGGUCUCGCCUGGUACCAACCGCCCCCCCUCGGCCUACCAUCCGCCCACCACCCAAGCGGCCAUCCCCAACGCAGCGGCCAUACCCAGCCCAUGGCUGAAUGUGGAUAAUAACAAUACCAACGCCAACUUCGACCUCAACGAUCUCAAUCACCAUGGCACGUUUGAGGGCGGCGACCCUACCAACUUUGACUUCAGCGUAACCGGUGCUGGUGCUCACGACUUCAUCCACGGCCAACAGACCACUGGCGACACCAGUCAUCUCGUUGAUGGUCUUCAUCCUACCACAGAGGCGCAGGAUACCCCGAGUCCUGCUGUCACGGAGGAGAUCCAGCGGUCUGACCUGGAUGGCCUCGACGUCCCUGCUGCGAAGCGCCGCCGUCAGGCCUAA
Molecule: messenger RNA, 2055 nt
Organism: Cryphonectria parasitica EP155
Lineage: Eukaryota; Fungi; Ascomycota; Sordariomycetes; Diaporthales; Cryphonectriaceae
Exons: 4
Coding region: 1-2055 (684 amino acids)
Biological process (GO): regulation of DNA-templated transcription
Molecular function (GO): DNA-binding transcription factor activity; sequence-specific DNA binding
Source: RefSeq, a predicted model, not a curated record